Odocoileus virginianus texanus is the source of this 1941-nucleotide messenger RNA. RefSeq names its product mitochondrial ribosomal protein L34 (gene MRPL34). Gene Ontology annotation, cellular component: mitochondrial large ribosomal subunit; ribosome. The record is from RefSeq and is a predicted model, not a curated record. Gene Ontology annotation, biological process: translation. Gene Ontology annotation, molecular function: structural constituent of ribosome. NCBI's taxonomy places the organism in Eukaryota, Metazoa, Chordata, Mammalia, Artiodactyla, Cervidae.
ACUCCUAUCCCCUGGAAUUUGCUGCCAGAGCUGAAUUAGGUCCAGCCACCCACUCUUGUCCACUCAGGGUGCUCCUGGGAGACUACAGUUUUAUCCAUGCAGAAAAAAAAUUCCCCGCCCCCUCCCCAAAGUGGGUGAUGCUGCGGAGCGGGGCGGAGCGUUGACCAGAGGGAGGGACUAGAGUCGGGGAAAGGAGAGUAUCUGAAGAGGAUUUUUAAGAGAUGAACAGGAGAGCACCAAGCAAAGGAGGGAAGGUGUGUGUGUAUGUCGAAGGCAGGCUUCAAAUGCCUGCCAAAUAUUUUCCCUGGGGCAAUGGGGCGCCAUAGAGGGUACGUAAAAAGGGAAAGAGCUCAGGUACGAGAAUUAGAAAAAUAGAGACUGAACGGGGGCACCACCAAGGGCAAGCCUGCAAUCCUGGAGUUCUGCAGAUUGAGAAAUUGAAUGACCACCCCAAGGACAUCCAGCCAACUCCAACUCAGACUUCCUGGGCUCCCCGCCAAGGGGUGGAGACUUGGCUGAGGCUAAAAGAAAGCUGCCAGCCAGCUGUGCGCCAUCUGCCUUGCUCCCGCUGGGGGUGGGAGACUGAACCAGCCUUUUCCUGAGGCUGCCACCAGCUGCGCCACCGUCGCCCCCGGGCACCCUCUGCAGGGCUACAAGAGAAGGAACUACAAUUCCCAGCAGACCUAGGGAAAUAAUACUUUUUUAGGCAUGCGCAUGCGGAGAAGGCGCCGUUCGCCUACCGCCUGCUGGUCGAGAAUAAGAACUACACUCUCGGGCGGGCACGGACGCUCACGCCAGAGGUGCGGCGCGUCUACGUAGAACUACAAUGCCCAAGGAAAUGUGGGCUCCGCUGUAGAAGAAACUACAUUUCCCAGAAUCCCUCGUUCCGCAGCUGCGGAGCCUAUAGGUUGCGGAAUAGCUGGAAACUGACGGCGUGCUGCGGCCGAACAUGGCUUUCUCGGUCAGAUCCGUGGGUUGCCUGUUGGGCCCAGUCAGUAGGUCAGCGGGGCUGCUGGGUGGCAGGUGGCUCCAGGGUCCCCGGGCCUGGCUGGGGCUCCCCGACACCUGGAGACUCCCCGCCAUGCAACAGACCAGGGGCAGGACGCGCGGGAACGAGUAUCAGCCAAGCAACAUCAAGCGCAAGAAUAAACAUGGUUGGAUCCGGCGCUUGAGCACGCCGAAUGGCGUCCAGGUCAUUCUUCGCCGCAUGCACAAGGGUCGGAAAUCGUUGAGCCAUUAGGAGCGCAACGUAGCGGCUGGAUCUCCCCCAUUGAAGCAUUUCCCUCGCUUAGCCUGACGCUGUUUUUGUGGAGAGCUGGGGAGCGAGUGAACUGAACUGGGGAGCAGGGACUACUGGGACGGACAUGAAUCCUCCUCUAGGUUUCUGGAAGAGGGAAUGGGAAGUCAGACCUUGCCAGAGUGCCUUUUUACACUCUUGAAUUAGGAAGACUUUGGAGCAAGAGUCCACAGAUGGUACAGUGAACGCUUUUGUAACAGUACACAGCUGUAUUCACAACUCGUCCUGCCCUCUCCUGUGAGGCAGAUCUAAAUAUUUCAGAAUGCACCUCUCUAAAAUAAGGUUCCGUUAAUACAUAUUAACAAAACUUUUCACAGCUUAAAAAAAAAAUUCCUUUAUGUUGUUAAAAGUCUAAUAAAUGUUCAAAUUUUCACUUGUCUUAUAAAAUGUCAUAAUUCUCACAAAUUCUAGGAAGGCUUGUGAGCGGUGGGAGGGGUUUGAACCCUCCACCUGCCCCUUGGGGAUGGGCGCUGUGACUUGGAGCAAGACCUUAGCCCUCUGAGGUUAUUUUGGUUCCUGUAAAAAAGGACUUUCCUGGCAGUCCGAGUGGUUAAGAUUCUCCACUUUCCCAACUGCACGGAGGCAGGUUCAAUCCUGUAUGCUGCGUGGCGCGGCCAAAAAUAAAAGUAGAUUCAUCCUUAAAA